GUCAUAGCGUUGACAGCCUUAGGUCUUCGCGAGAACGUCCGGUCGGCCAUUGAAUUGCUGAAGAAUAUUGAGCCCAUCACUGAAGUGGAAUCAGUCGCUGAGAUAUACUUCCGAUUCAUUACACUCAAGGCAUCCGAAUAUGACAAAUUUCAUGAACUAAAAAGUGAAUUAUCGCGAAGAAGUGAUCUCUUCCUUAAGAAAGUGAUGGAAUGCCGCAAAAAAGUGGCCAAAAAUGGUCACCCAUUCAUAUCUGACGGAUGCACAAUCCUAAUCCACGGCUGUUCCCGUUCUGUCAACUGUACGUUAGCUGAGGCCAAAAGGGCUAACAAGAGAUUUACUGUUUUUGUCACCGAAUCUGCACCUGAUAUGAGUGGGAGAACAAUGGUUGAAUGGCUGAAGAAUAACGGAAUCAGUAGCACUUUAAUCAUCGACUCCGCGGUCGCCUAUAUUAUGGAAAGAGUGGACAUAGUAUUGGUCGGCGCCGAAGGGGUGGCAGAAAGUGGAGGAAUUAUUAAUAAGGUA
Molecule: messenger RNA, 522 nt
Organism: Medioppia subpectinata
Lineage: Eukaryota; Metazoa; Arthropoda; Arachnida; Sarcoptiformes; Oppiidae
Source: the annotation of a GenBank genome assembly